Plodia interpunctella (Indianmeal moth) is the source of this 1848-nucleotide messenger RNA. RefSeq names its product septin interacting protein 3 (gene sip3). The transcript has 11 exons. The coding region runs from base 178 to 1689 and encodes 503 amino acids. Lineage: Eukaryota; Metazoa; Arthropoda; Insecta; Lepidoptera; Pyralidae. The record is from RefSeq and is a predicted model, not a curated record.
UAAAUGUCACAAAUCGAGAUUGAACACGUCAAAAUUAGAUUUUUUGCCAGCGAUUGAUACGGAACGAUGUUUUGAAAAUGUAUUUGUUGACAAUAUUGCAGUGUUUUAGUGCAUAGGAUUCUUUUGCAAUAAGUCUCAUGUAAAUUUUAGUGAUUGGAUGUAGUGAAAAACACCAACAUGAAGGCGGUCCUCGCAACUGUGAUCAGUCUUGCACUGACGACUGUGGUCAUUGGCAAUGCAUAUUACCAAAAGAAACAAUUUUAUCCUUCAAUAGUCUACUUAACAAAUUCGAACCCUAGUAUGGCUGUAAUGUACUUGCAAGCGUUUAUAUUAGUAUUACUGUUAGGUAAGCUACUAAGAAAGAUAUUCUUUGGACAAUUGCGCCCAGCGGAAUUUGAGCAUUUAAUAGAGAGGUCUUGGUAUGCAAUCACAGAAACAUGCCUGGCAUUUACUGUUUUCAGAGAUGAUUUCAACCCGAAAUUCAUUGCCCUUUUUACACUCCUCCUGUUCCUUAAAGCAUUCCACUGGCUGGCUGAAGAUAGAGUUGACUAUAUGGAAAGAAGUCCAGUCAUCGGGUUGGUGUUCCAUGUUCGAAUCUUAUCACUGCUGAUGUUGCUGGCACACGCAGAUUUUUACUUCAUCCACCAUGCAUAUCAGUUCACUGCCGCCAAAGGACCCUCAGUGCAGUUGGUCUUUGGAUUUGAAUACAGCAUACUGAUUAUUAUGAUUGCCAAUAUACUAAUUAAGUACGUCCUCCACGCGAUCGACUCUCGCUGGGAAGCGCCGUGGGAGAGCAAAGCGGCCGUGCUCCUGUACACGGAGCUGGCGAUCAACUUUCUGAAGGUCCUAUUGUACAUCGGCUUCGUGGCCGUCAUGGUGAGGAUCUACACGCUGCCGCUCUUCGCCUUCCGACCCAUGUACGAGACUAUGAGGAGCUUCAAGAAGGCCUACAACGACGUGGUGUUGUCUCGACGCGCCAUCCGCAACAUGAACACUCUGUACCCAGACGCCACUCCCGCUGAGCUCGCCGCCGCUGACAACGAAUGUAUCAUAUGCCGAGAAGAGAUGCAUACAGGUGCAAAGAAGCUACCCUGCAACCACAUAUUCCACGCGGCGUGCCUCCGCCUCUGGUUCCAACGGCAGCAGACGUGCCCCACGUGCCGCCUCAACGUGCUGCGCGCGCCCGCGCCGGAGCCCGCGCCCGGCCCCGCGCCCGCGCCCGCGCCCCGCCCGCCGCAGCCCCGCCCCGCCAACAACGCUGUGCCGCCGCCCUUCCCCAACAUGCCUCCGCCCCCGAUGAUGGCGUGGGGCAUGCCCCCUCCCCCGCCGCCGCGGCCCGCGUCGCUGGCGACGCUGACCACGGCCGAGCUGCAGCGGAUGGAGGGCAACGAGCGCAGGAACAUCGAAGCUCGCUUGCAGCUGCUCCGCGAAAUAGAAUCGAUGCUGGACGCGUCGGUGCUGCUGAUGCAGCAAUAUUCCGCUGUGGUGGCCAACCUGCCGCAGAACAACGUCACCGUCGCCACGCAGACCGAAGCUAAACCGGAGCCCGCGGUUCCGUCGCCGGACGUGUCCCCGGGCCCGUCGCACAGCGCCGAGCCCGCCGCCGCCAACACUACCAGAGACAAGACUGAUGCUGAUGCGGAGGAGCUGAGACGACGUCGACUGCAAAAGUUUACGCAGGAUAAAUAAGCUACUUGUAUAACGGACUGUUCCUUCUAACUUACCAUUAUUUAAUGUACAAAGUGUGGUACGCUAAGCUAUGUGUAUUCUAAUCAGAAUAAGUGUAUUUAUGUUCUUGUAAAUAUAAAGGGAUAUACACAUGAAUACAUUACAUAAUACUUUCACACA